Hyaena hyaena (striped hyena) is the source of this 1429-nucleotide messenger RNA. RefSeq names its product potassium two pore domain channel subfamily K member 4 (gene KCNK4). The record is from RefSeq and is a predicted model, not a curated record. The transcript is spliced from 6 exons. NCBI's taxonomy places the organism in Eukaryota, Metazoa, Chordata, Mammalia, Carnivora, Hyaenidae. Bases 75 to 1271 code for a protein of 398 amino acids. Gene Ontology annotation, cellular component: membrane. Gene Ontology annotation, biological process: potassium ion transmembrane transport; stabilization of membrane potential. Gene Ontology annotation, molecular function: potassium ion leak channel activity.
CCACAGCUCCCCAGGAGCCCCCUGCCCGGCCUCCCCAGGCGGGCAGUGGCGUCGGCCGGGCCCCUGGGCGCGCCAUGCGCAGCACCACCCUCCUGGCGUUGCUGGCCUUGGUCCUGCUCUACUUGGUGUCCGGUGCCCUGGUGUUCCAGGCCCUGGAGCAGCCCCACGAGCAGCAGGCGCAGAGGGAGCUGGGGGAGGUCCGAGAGAAGUUCCUGAGGGCCCAUCCAUGUGUGAGCGACCAGGACCUGGGGCGCUUCAUCAAGGACGUGGCUGAUGCCCUGGGAGGGGGUGCGGACCCUGACACCAACUCAACCAGUAACAGCAACCACUCAGCCUGGGACCUGGGCAGCGCCUUCUUUUUCUCAGGCACCAUCAUCACCACCAUCGGCUACGGCAACGCGGCCCUGCGCACCGAUGCCGGGCGCCUCUUCUGCAUCUUUUACGCGCUGGUGGGGAUCCCGCUGUUCGGGAUCCUGCUGGCCGGGGUCGGGGACCGGCUGGGCUCCUCUCUGCGCCGCGGCAUCGGUCACAUCGAAGCCAUCUUCCUGAAGUGGCACGUGCCACCAGAGCUGGUGCGAAUACUGUCGGCGGUGCUCUUCCUCUUGAUUGGCUGCCUGCUCUUUGUCCUCACGCCCACGUUCGUCUUCUGCUACGUGGAGGGCUGGAGCAAGCUGGAGGCCAUCUACUUCGUCGUCGUGACGCUCACCACGGUGGGCUUCGGGGACUAUGUGGCCGGCGCCAGCCCCAACCAGAACUCUGCAGCCUACCAGCCGCUGGUGUGGUUCUGGAUCCUGCUCGGCCUGGCCUACUUCGCUUCAGUACUCACCACCAUCGGGAACUGGCUUCGAGUAGUGUCCCGGCGCACUCGGGCUGAGAUGGGCGGCCUCACGGCGCAGGCCGCUAGCUGGACGGGCACCGUGACGGCGCGGGUGACCCAGAGAGUCGGGCCCACGGCACCACCGCCACUGGAGAAGGAGCGGCCACUCCUGCCUCCACCGCCGUGCCCAGCGCAGCCCGCCGGCGGGCCCCUGUCCCCUGCGCUCCCCGCGAAGGCCGAGCCGCCGUCCCCGCCCACCCCGCCCACGGCCUCCGCGCUGGAUUACCCCAGCGAGAACCUGGCCUUCAUCGACGAGUCCUCUGACACCCAGAGCGAGCGUGGCUGCGCGCUGCCCCGCGCGCCACGGGGUCGCCGUCGCCCCCCUAACCCUCCCCGGAAGCCGGUGCGGCCGCGGGGCCCAGGGCGUCCCCGGGAAAAAGGCGUGCCGGUGUAGGGGCAGGACCCCCGCCUGGGCCUCUCAAAGGGCUUCGUUCUCGCUCUCCCCGGCAUGCUCUGCUUGUUUGACCAAAGAGGCCUCUUUCGACCGGACUGAGGUCUGGGGAGGAAGCUACGGGUUGCCUGUCUGCCACCCUCCCCCCACCCCCGCCCCGC